Molecule: messenger RNA, 1065 nt
Organism: Menidia menidia (Atlantic silverside)
Lineage: Eukaryota; Metazoa; Chordata; Actinopteri; Atheriniformes; Atherinopsidae
Source: the annotation of a GenBank genome assembly
UGGAGCUGCGCAGAGAGGGACACGCGUGCGGUGCCGUUUGGCCCAACCACCUGGGACAGCGUGCGAGGAGAGCAGUUCAAAAUAAAAGAUAAAACUCCAGAUCCAAGAAGUAGCAGUCCUGUCUCCGUGUACGUGGACCUCCCCUGCAUCGCUGACCAAGCUUUUUCGACAAUCGCAUGGGGAGAUCUGGAGGACCGUGCCUCUGAGUUGAGACGGGAGAGAGAUUCGCUCAACUCUCAGGAGUCUGAAUCUGAUCCAGAUGAUAAAUACUUUGGAGAUUAUGCGCUGGAUUUCAUGGCAGAUUCAGCUUGCAUGCUGGAGAGCAGUCUGUCUCCUGCAGAGCUGGUACCAUUUCAGGGAUAUAUCAUUCCUCCCCUCACGCCUCAAAGCAGCUUUGCUGAGGAGACUAGUCUUGUUCACUCAAACACAGACACAGGCGGUCCGCAGGCCGAGGAUGACGCGUCAUGGAGAGGGAUGGCGGAGUGGCAAGGGACGGCACUGGGACAUUCAGUGUCCAUCAACAAACAGCUGCAUGAGACUCUUCACAGACAGCAGGAUGAGCUCGACUCCCUCGAGGAGAGGAAUCUCCACCUCAGGCAGCUGGCCAGUCGAGCAAAGCACUUGGCUUCAGCGCUGGAAAAACUGAUGACAGUCAGAAACCAGCAGGCGGGGACUCCUGUUGGGGAUAACGCCUCACUGGGCCCGUUUAAGAGGCAGCGGCUGGAUGAGGGAUACGAAACCGAGUCCUCGGACACGGUGGAGGAGAUGCUGAGGGACAUCAGCACGCGCUGCAACGCCGUCCUGCUCGGCACUGGCGCCGCGGCCCCAAAACAGCUGCAGGAGGCCGAGACCAUCCGCGUGCACGGUGCUUUCCCCGGCCUGCAGGUGUCCACACCCAGGGACGGCGGCACCACCGCGGCCGAGGAUGGAGACGGGGUCUCAUCCUUCAGAACGUCCGUCAGAGAGCACAGCACCAUCAGAACUCAGGCCUUCCCUCACGGACACGCGUUCACCUCCAGAACGCAGCAGGGCGGGUUCCGCUUCCGCUGGGUUCCCAACUGCAGC